Molecule: messenger RNA, 6831 nt
Organism: Polyodon spathula (Mississippi paddlefish)
Lineage: Eukaryota; Metazoa; Chordata; Actinopteri; Acipenseriformes; Polyodontidae
Product: voltage-dependent L-type calcium channel subunit alpha-1D-like
Exons: 48
Coding region: 490-6645 (2051 amino acids)
Biological process (GO): calcium ion import across plasma membrane
Cellular component (GO): voltage-gated calcium channel complex; membrane
Molecular function (GO): high voltage-gated calcium channel activity
Source: RefSeq, a predicted model, not a curated record
CAGGAGCAGUUCAGACUCUGUGCCUCAAGCCUGCCCUGCUUUAUCCAGAAUUUUCUGUCGGUGCUUUUUAUUUUUAAAGCCUAAUCUGUCCCUGUGCCAGCUGUCCCUUUAAUACCCAAUGCUGGCCGCACUCCCCUUUAAGCGAAUCAAUUUGAUUUAAUCCCCACGGCUUUAGGACGAGGAUGGAUAAAGAGCGGACUUUAUAACAUGUAAAUCUAUACUUUUUAAAAAGAAAACCAACGCAGCAUUAUAACACUGCCGCUCUCUCGUUCGUGUGCCGCAGGCAGUUCGGUCCAAACGAUUUGGUUAAUAAACAGAUUAGUUUGAGUGCGCGCUUCUUAUAUAAAAUCAAAGCGCAGGACACAGUCUCUGUUUCAGUGGGAGCCGUCCUGUCCUCAUUGGCUGUGGUGCAUUGGUCUCUGCUGGGACUGACGGCGGCAAUGCUGCGUGGGUGUGGAAGGGGACAGGUGUAGACUGGUCCCAGUGCCGAUGCGCGACUCCCAGGACAGCCCCAGGAGCGAUGCCCAGGAGGAGGGGGGCGGGCCCUGGCAGAGGUCCAUGGAGAUGAACGGGGUGAGCAGGGAGGGAGGGGAAGGAGGCAAGGGGGCCGGGGUGAUGAACGGCACAGACACCCUGAACUCCACCGCCAGCUCCUCCACAGCCACGGGGCCCAGGAAGAAGCCGCAGUACGGGAAGAACAAGGUGCAAGGGAGCACAGCCGCCAACCGUGCCCCACGAGCCCUCUUCUGCCUGAGGUUGAACAACCCAAUACGCCAGGCAGCCUUGACCAUCGUGGAGUGGAAACCCUUCGAUGUCUUCAUCCUGUUGGCCAUCUUUGCAAACUGCGUGGCGCUGGGCGUGUCCAUCCCCUUCCCGGAGGAUGACUCCAACUCAACCAAUCACGACCUGGAGCAAGUGGAGUACGUCUUCCUCAUCAUCUUCACCAUUGAAACCUUCAUGAAGAUCCUGGCGUACGGGCUGGUCAUGCACCCCAGCUCCUACAUCCGCAACGGCUGGAACCUGCUGGACUUCGUCAUCGUCAUCGUGAGAUGUGUGACCCUCGGCGAGCGUGCGGCUCUGACCCGUGGCCCCUGUGCUUCCAUUCCCCGCGCAGGUCUGCAGAUCGUGCUGAACUCCAUCAUGAAGGCCAUGGUCCCUCUGCUGCACAUCUCCCUGCUGGUCCUGUUUGUCAUCAUCAUCUACGCCAUCAUAGGCCUGGAGCUCUUCAUAGGAAAGAUGCACAAGACCUGCUUCUAUACUGACACAGAUAUAAAUGUGGAGGAUGACCCCUCCCCCUGUGCCUUCGCGGGUCACGGCCGGCAGUGCCUGGUCAACGGGUCGGAAUGCCGUGGGAAGUGGGCGGGGCCUAACGGUGGCAUCACAAACUUCGAUAACUUCUUCUUCGCCAUGCUGACCGUGUUUCAGUGCAUCACCAUGGAGGGCUGGACUGACGUGCUGUACUGGAUGAACGAUGCCAUGGGUUACGAGCUGCCCUGGGUUUACUUCGUCAGUCUGGUUGUCUUCGGCUCUUUCUUCGUACUCAACCUUGUAUUGGGUGUGCUGAGCGGAGAGUUCUCGAAGGAGCGAGAGAAGGCAAAGGCACGGGGAGAUUUCCAGAAGUUGAGGGAGAAGCAGCAGAUGGAGGAGGACCUGAGCGGCUACAUGGACUGGAUCAGCCAGGCAGAAGACAUCGAGCCAGAGAAUGAGGAGGAGGAGGAGGAGCAGGGGGAGGAGGGCAAGAGACGCGUGACCCUGGCUGACCUGGCUGAUAAAAAGAAAGGGAAGCUGAGCUGGUUCAGUCAUUCCAACGAAACUCACGCGAGUCUGCCCACCAGUGAGACGGCAUCCGAGAACACCGAGUGCGUGGAAGAGGAGCACGCAGACUGCUAUGCCAUCUGCACGGCGAGAAUGAUGAAGCACAGAGUCUGCUGGCAGCUUCACUGGUGGAACCGCGCUUGCAGGAGGAGGUGUCGGGUCGCUGUGAAGUCCGUGACUUUCUACUGGCUGGUGCUGCUCCUGGUGUUCCUGAACACACUGACCAUCGCAUCGGAGCACUACAAUCAACCUGACUGGCUGGGGCAGAUACAGGACAUCGCUAACAAGGUGCUCCUGUCCCUGUUCACCGUGGAGAUGCUGUUGAAGAUGUACAGUCUGGGGCUGCAGGGUUACUGCGUGGCCUUCUUCAACCGCUUUGACUGCUUCAUCGUGUGCGGUGGCAUCGUGGAGACCUUCCUGGUGGAGCUGGAGGUCAUGCCCCCGCUCGGCAUCUCUGUGCUGCGCUGCGUCCGCAUGCUGCGCAUAUUCAAAAUCACCAGACACUGGGCCUCUCUCUCUAACCUGGUGGCGUCUCUCUUGAACUCGAUGAAGUCCAUCGCCUCCCUGCUGCUGCUGCUCUUCCUCUUCAUCAUCAUCUUCGCCUUGCUCGGGAUGCAGCUGUUCGGAGGCAAGUUCAGCUUUGAUGAGACCCAGACUAAGAGGAGCACGUUUGACUCCUUCCCCCAGGCUCUGCUCACUGUCUUCCAGAUCCUGACCGGUGAAGACUGGAACGUUGUCAUGUACGACGGAAUCAUGGCGUACGGAGGCCCGGUUUUCCCGGGAAUGAUCAUCUGUAUUUACUUUGUCAUCCUCUUCAUCUGUGGAAACUAUAUCCUUCUCAAUGUGUUCUUGGCCAUCGCUGUGGACAACCUGGGUGACGCCGACUGCAUCAACGCGGACACCAAGAAGGGGAAGGAGGUGGAAAAAGCUGAGGGAGAGGAAGCCAACGAAGAGGUCAAAGUGAAUGUCGAUGAGGACGAAGAGGAAGGUAGCGAGGGUGAAGGGGAGGAUGGUGUAUCGGAGAUCCACAGCUCUAACAUCAACAAGCUGGCCGACUUCGCCCCCAAAGAGAAGAUCGUGCCCAUCCCAGAGGGGACUGCCUUCUUCUGCCUGAGCCGGACCAACUGUUUUCGAGUUGCCUGCCACACCCUGAUUAACCAUCACAUCUUCACCAACCUCAUCCUCGUCUUCAUCAUCCUGAGCAGCAUCUCAUUGGCUACUGAGGACCCAAUCAGAGCGCACUCCUUCAGAAACCAGGUGCUGGGUUAUGCCGACUAUGCCUUUACGUCCAUCUUCACUGUGGAAAUCUUACUCAAGGUGACAGUGUACGGGGUGUUUCUGCACAAGGGCUCCUUCUGCAGGAACUGGUUCAAUCUUCUGGAUCUUUUGGUUGUCAGUGUGUCCCUCAUCUCCUUCUUCUUACACUCCAGCGCAAUCUCUGUAGUGAAGAUCCUGAGAGUGCUGAGAGUGCUUAGACCUCUGAGAGCCAUCAACAGGGCCAAGGGGCUCAAGCACGUGGUACAGUGUGUGUUUGUGGCGAUCAAGACCAUCGGGAACAUCAUGAUAGUCACCACUCUGCUGCAGUUCAUGUUCGCCUGCAUUGGAGUGCAGCUCUUCAAGGGUAAAUUCUACAGGUGCACUGAUGAAGCCAAGCACACUCCAGACCAAUGCAAAGGCUCCUUCAUCGUCUAUAAGGAUGGUGAUGUCCUGCACCCCAUGGUGAGGGAGCGUGUCUGGCACAACAGCGAUUUUAACUUCGAUAACGUGCUGGCUGGCAUGAUGGCGCUGUUCACGGUGUCCACCUUCGAGGGCUGGCCCGCGCUCCUGUACAAAGCGAUCGAUGCAAACGCAGAGAACGAGGGCCCAGUCUACAACUACCGGGUGGAGAUUUCCAUCUUCUUCAUCAUCUACAUCAUCAUCAUCGCUUUCUUCAUGAUGAACAUCUUCGUGGGCUUCGUCAUCAUCACCUUCCGGGACCAGGGGGAGCAGGAGUACAAGAACUGUGAGCUGGACAAGAACCAGAGGCAGUGUGUGGAGUUUGCCCUGAAGGCCCAGCCUUUGCAGCUCUACAUCCCCAAGAACAAGCUUCAGUACAAGUUCUGGUCCAUGGUCAACUCGACCGGGUUCGAAUACAUCAUGUUCAUCCUGAUCCUGCUCAACACCAUCACCCUGGCCAUGCAGCACUAUGAACAGUCCGAUUCCUUUAACUAUGCCAUGGAUCUCCUGAACAUGAUCUUCACUGGUCUCUUCACUGUGGAGAUGAUCCUCAAGCUACUCGCCUUCCGACCCAAACACUAUUUCAUGGAUGCGUGGAACUCGUUUGACGCUCUGAUCGUGGUCGGCAGUGUGGUGGAUAUCGCCGUCACUGAGUUCAACAACGGAGGUGAUCUUGGUCACGAGAGCGCGGAGGACAGCUCUCGAAUCUCCAUCACUUUCUUCCGUCUUUUCCGAGUGAUGCGAUUGGUCAAGCUGCUGAGCAAGGGGGAGGGCAUUCGAACCCUGCUGUGGACCUUCAUCAAGUCCUUCCAGGCUCUGCCGUACGUCGCUCUCCUCAUCGCAAUGAUAUUCUUCAUCUACGCUGUCAUUGGAAUGCAGAUGACGUUUGGUAAGAUUGCCAUGCAGGACGGCACUCAGAUCAACAGGAAUAACAACUUUCAGACAUUCCAACAAGCUGUGCUGCUUCUCUUCAGGACAGCCACAGGAGAGGCCUGGCAGGAGAUCAUGCUGGCCAGCCUGCCGGGGAAGCGCUGUGACCCCGAGUCGGACUACGAGCCAGGGGAGGAGUUCACCUGCGGGAGCAACUUCGCCAUCGUCUACUUCAUCAGCUUCUUCAUGCUGUGCGCCUUCCUGAUCAUCAACUUGUUCGUGGCCGUCAUCAUGGAUAACUUUGACUAUCUGACGCGUGAUUGGUCGAUCCUGGGGCCGCACCACCUGGACGAGUUCAAGAGGAUCUGGUCGGAGUACGAUCCUGAGGCAAAGGGUCGUAUUAAGCACUUGGAUGUUGUGGCUUUGCUGCGCAGGAUUCAGCCCCCCCUGGGAUUUGGGAAGCUGUGCCCUCAUCGUGUUGCCUGCAAGAGGCUGGUGGCGAUGAACAUGCCUCUGAACAGCGAUGGCACGGUCACCUUCAACGCCACGCUCUUCGCUCUCGUCAGGACCGCGCUGAAGAUCAAAACCGAAGGUAACCCAGAGCAGGAGAACGAGGCGCUCCGCAUCGUCAUCAAGAAGAUCUGGAAGAGAAUGAAACCCAAGAUCCUGGACGAGGUCAUUCCUCCACCUGAGGGCGAGGAGGUGACUGUGGGAAAAUUCUACGCCACGUUCCUGAUCCAGGACUACUUCAGGAAGUUCCGCAAGAGGAAGGAGAAAGGCAUGCUGGGAGAGCCGGAGCACAGCAAUUCCAACAGUCUGCAGGCUGGGCUGCGCACUCUGCAGGAUCUGGGCCCGGAGAUUCGCUUGGCCAUGUCAUGUGACAUGGAGGAGGAGGAGGAGGAGGAGGAGGAGGCGGGGCCAGCAGAGAAAGACGACGCCCACUAUAAGAAUGACAGCGUCUUCUCAAACCACUCUGACCAGCACCCCACGGGCAGCGCCAACGGGGGCGGGGGGGGAGCAGCUCGGGGGAGGCCAGCCCGCAGGAAGACCAUCAGCACAGUCCGGGUGUCCGUCGUCAGCCUGCACAAGAGCCAGCCCGCAGGACAGACCAUCAAGCACAGCGACACGGGGGGGGCAGAGGAGCCCACAGCCACACGCAGCCACAGCCAGUGGCCCCCCAGAGCCGUCUGCAACAGGAGAGACUCCGGUGAGGGGGACCCCACUGCGUCUCGGAGGGAGGAAGUGGUCCUGGAGGAGCUGGGAGAGGAGACUUACUCUAGAGAGCAGGGAUACUACAGCAGAGAGGAGGACUCUGAGAGCACAGCGUCCAGAGAGAGGCAGCUCAGCGCAGAUGAUCCGCCCCUCUACCCCGGGCUCAGAGAACAUAUCUAUGAUGGACAGGUGCCGAGCCCCGCCCUCGACGGCGGUCACUAUGGCAACGGCUACGGCGAGGGACAGCCAGCGGCGAGGAGACGCCUGCUUCCCCCCACACCCACAGGUCGGAAGCCUGCCUUCAAUAUCCAGUGUUUGAGGAGACAGGGAAGCAACGAUGACAUCCCAAUCCCAGGAACCUACCACCAGAACUCACCACCCUGCCGCACACGUACACAGACAUACGGCAGCUAUGACUCCCGGCGCAGCAGCAGUCAUUCCUCUGUGUGCUCGUCUCACUCCUGGGCGACCCCGGGUCCGAGCCGCGGCCGGCUGUUCUACGCGCCCCUCAUCCUGGUGGAGGAGGGCGGGGGCACAGCGCUCUGGGUGGGGGAGGGGAAGAAGCCCGGGGGAGGGAGCUCCAGCCUGCCACCCUCAGCUCGGAGCCCAGCCUGGUACACCUCCACUGGGGGUGCGGGGUCCGUGAGCCACCCCUACACAGCGUACACCAGCCUGCGCGUUCCCACACACCUGCAGCAGAGCGACCGGGACAAGAGAGGCAGCGCAGACAGCCUGGUGGAGGCUGUCCUGAUCUCAGAGGGUCUGGGUCUCUAUGCGAAGGACCCCAAGUUCGUUGCGUUCGCGAAGCGCGAGAUCGCCGACGCGUGUCACAUGACCAUCGAUGAGAUGGAGAGCGCCGCCAGCGACCUGCUGAAACAGAACAUACCAAGCGGGGGCAGGGGCGGGGGCUUCCUGCAGCACACCGAGAUGGAACUGUCCAGCCUGGGCCAGCUGUAUAGCGACGAGGAGCCAAUGAGAAGCAAAGAGGAGGAGGAGCUGGCUGACGAGAUGACCUGUGAGGCUUCAUUCUGAGAGGAGAGAGGCCAUUGGGCGAGGGCGAGGGCUUGGGCCUCUCUGAUUGGUGCAGAUUGAUCACACUUAUCACAGCCCUUAGAACAGUGAAGUUAAAGCACAACAAAGGGUACUAUAGCACAGUGUGUGUGUGUGUGUGUGUGUGUAUAAAGCAUUGUAAAGCAUAGGGAAGCAUUGUAAAGCACA